Messenger RNA from Exophiala viscosa, 1005 nucleotides. RefSeq names its product N-acetyltransferase complex ARD1 subunit. Gene Ontology annotation, cellular component: NatA complex. The record is from RefSeq and is a predicted model, not a curated record. The coding region runs from base 97 to 801 and encodes 234 amino acids. Gene Ontology annotation, biological process: N-terminal protein amino acid acetylation. NCBI's taxonomy places the organism in Eukaryota, Fungi, Ascomycota, Eurotiomycetes, Chaetothyriales, Herpotrichiellaceae. The transcript has a single exon. Gene Ontology annotation, molecular function: protein N-terminal-serine acetyltransferase activity; protein-N-terminal-glutamate acetyltransferase activity.
CCGCAUUUUCCUUCUCCAGUUGAGCCUCGUGCUCAUUGAAUCCUCUCCACGGCCGCAACAAUCUACGUUCUGCCUCUUUCAGCAGCAGCCGUAGCCAUGGUGGACAUCGUCCCGGUCUCGUCAUACCCUUCACAUAUCUCACUGCUACCCGCCAUACAACAGUGCAACCUGACCAAUUUGCCCGAGAACUAUUUCCUCAAAUACUACCUAUACCACGCCCUGACAUGGCCUCAACUAUCUUUCGUUGCUGUCGUUCGGGGACCGGGCGGUAAGCCUCCAGCAUAUCCCAAGGUCGUUGGCUACGUCCUGGCAAAAAUGGAGGAAGACCCGCCCGACGGUGUCCAACAUGGACACAUAACGAGUUUAUCGGUGAUGCGCACACACCGCAGGCUGGGUAUCGCAGAGAAACUGAUGCGAAUGAGUCAACGGGCGAUGGCGGAAGUAUUUAAUGGAGCCUACGUCAGUCUGCACGUCAGAAUGUCCAAUUCGGCCGCGUUGCAUCUGUACCGGGACACGCUGGGCUUCCAGGUCGACAAGAUUGAGAGCAAGUACUACGCCGACGGGGAGGAUGCAUAUGCGAUGAGGAUGGACUUGACGAGCAUGCAACUCAAGGCUAUUGAGGAGGAUGACGAAGAUGAGGGCGAUGCCGUCGGCUCUUUGGGCAAGAAAGACGAGGACGGCGCAGCUGUGAAUGGCGAAAAUGGGAAGAAGGAGAAGAUGGUCAAGGUCAAGGUUGGCCGAGGACUUGGUGUCGGAGAUUUGGUGGAACGGAAUGAAGGUCAAACGACUGCACAGUAUUGAGCGCAUUGUUGUUGACCAGAGAUCCUCUCUCAGCCAUGGUCCAAGAUGCGGUUAUCUGCACUGGCCUGCGUAAGUCUGUCUCAGACCUACGACCCGGUUCUGCAGUCUAGGUGACGUGCGUUGUCAUGAAGCCAGGAUGAAGGAUUCACGAUAGACUUCCAAACCCGCAUGACACAAACGGCCGGUUACUUAUUUGGACGGCAG